UCGGUAUUGAACUGUUCAAUCAGGAUGACAGUGAAACAAAUCAAAAAAUUAAAUAAUUUUCAACUAAUUUUAUUGGUUUUGCCAUUGAUUAGCCCAUUGAAUGCCAUCGAAUUCAGUAUACCCGAUGUAUUGGGUUCGAUGGUGAAUUUGGGUGUCAGUUUUGUUGAUUCAAGUAUUUUGCCCACGGCUAAGGGUAUAUUUGAGAAUAGUAAAAAUUUAUUAGCCGGCUAUCCCUUUCAGGUUGUUGCGAGUUCAAUAAAUGCCAUUUGCUCACAGGCAGUGGGCACAAAUAAUGUUAAAUCGAAAUAUACUCCCGACAUAAGUAAAAUGAGCUUUCAACUUCGAACGGCAUGCACUAAGCAAAGCUAUCCAUUAUUAAAUCCGGAGGGUCUGUGGAAGAGCAAAGAUUUUGAUCCCAACAAGAAAGUUGUCAUCUUGGCCACUGGCUGGACAACAACGGUCAAUGGCUCCGAUACCAUAGAUCUCUUCUCCAAGGCCUAUAGUUGUCGCGGCGAUGUCAAUUUCGUGGCCAUUGAUGCUGCCCAGUUUGUGGAUACCCUGUACUCGUGGUCGGCCUUCAAUACGGGGGAGAUCGGUGCGAUAAUUGCUCGUAGCCUGGUCAAGCUUUUGGAUGUGGUGCCAGUUGGCAAUAUCCAUUUGAUUGGCCAUAGCUUGGGUGCACAUAUUGUUGGCGCUACUGGAAGGUUUUUGCACGAAUAUACGGGACAACGGAUACCUCAUAUCACUGGCCUGGAUCCGGCCAAGCCAUGUUUCAAUGAGGGCGAAACUCUGUCGGGUCUAAUGCGUGGCGAUGGGGCAUUUGUUGAUGUCAUUCACAGCAAUUCGGGAGUCCUGGGCAAACGUGAACCCUUGGGCGAUGUGGAUUUCUAUCCAGAUGGAACCGGACCCUUGCCAAGUGGCUGCCUUACCGCCAUCUGUGCUCAUUCCCGCUCCUGGCAAUACUAUUUGGAGUCCAUCUAUCCGGGCAAUGAGCUCAACUUUAUGUCAGCACAAUGCAAUUCGAUAUCGAGUCUUCGGGACAAACGUUGUCCUGGAGUGCUGCAGCCAAUGGGCUAUGCCGUGCCGCAUUUUCUCAAGGGUAGCUAUUUCCUGGAGGUGAAGUCGAGCGAACCGUUUGGCUAUGGAUCAUCCGAAAAUAGAACGGCUGAAUAUAAAAACUGUGGUCUAUGUCCCACCAGCUGAGCUAGUUAGGAGUUAAGGAAGGUUGUCUUUUCUUUUUCGUAUUUUUUUGUGUUAUGCUAUCUAUUAUAAUGCUUGCUGUUGACGUCUUGCUUGACCUGGCCAAGACGUUGACAAUUCAAUUAAAA
Messenger RNA from Drosophila willistoni, 1328 nucleotides. Its product is annotated as vitellogenin-3. Gene Ontology annotation, biological process: lipid metabolic process. NCBI's taxonomy places the organism in Eukaryota, Metazoa, Arthropoda, Insecta, Diptera, Drosophilidae. Gene Ontology annotation, molecular function: lipase activity. The record is from RefSeq and is a predicted model, not a curated record. The transcript is spliced from 3 exons. Bases 25 to 1203 code for a protein of 392 amino acids.